Adineta steineri is the source of this 1929-nucleotide messenger RNA. Lineage: Eukaryota; Metazoa; Rotifera; Eurotatoria; Adinetida; Adinetidae. The record is from the annotation of a GenBank genome assembly.
AUGGCCACCAAUACAACUGCAGAAACUCAUGAAUCUGGUUCCUACAAUCCUUACAAGUUUUAUAACCAUGUUCUUGAUGCACUUCAGAUCCAAGCUAAUAUCAGUCCGAAACGUACGUAUGAACUAGUACAAGAAAGAAUUUCUUGUCGAGAAAAACAAGCAGCUGAUACUUUACCCAGAAAUAUCAAUGAAGAAAAUGAAAUCAUUGAGAGAAAACCUCGUCUAUGUAACACCAGCCACGCAACUGUUACCGAGAAUGAGAUCGACAUUUUAGGUUUACUUGCUAAGACAAGACUGUGUAUAAUAUAUGUGACAAAACAUAAUGAGAUUACAUCAUCUAUUCGUGUUCAAUAUUAUGGUAAUGAUUAUAAAGAAUCGAUUUAUAUGGUUUAUGAUGAAACACAACAACAAUAUUAUUCACUAUGUUUAUAUAAUAAAACAGAUCCAAGUGGAGAAAAAAUAACUAUUUUCCCUUGUUAUGAUAAGACAAUCAAUAUUCUUUUACGAAAAUAUUUUAUUAGUAAUUUUAAUUACUAUGACGAUGUACAAUUGGAUGAUGAAGACCAUACUGUAGUCAAUGAACUAUUACACCAAGAACAACUUGAAUUUGAUAGUAUAUCUCGUAGGAUCGGUAUGGAUAUUGAAAUGAACAUAAUGGAAGAGCCGAGAAUAACAAAUAAUGGCGAAUAUCCAACAAUGUCUGCUACUACAACGAUAACAGAUAAUCCAAUUUCAUCAAAUGUGACCAACAAUAUAUCUGAAACAACGUAUACUCUCGAUCGUAAAGAAGUUCCUCCUGGUCGCUCAUGUUUAUAUUCGUCUUUUCUCUAUGCAAUGCCAUUAUCGUUGACCGUACAAGAGUUACGUAAGGAAGUGGCUGCUUAUAUUUUUUGUCAUAUGACUACUGAUGAUAGUAAAUUACUACAUGGCACCAAGUAUAAAAAUCGGGAAGAAUAUUGUAAUGGAAUUAGAAAUCAUGAUUUGGGUAGUGGACCUGAAUUCCGAGCUUUAUCCCAAAUACAUCAUAUAAUGAUUAAAGUUAUUAUGUUGAGAAAAGAUCAGCAACAGAAUUCAUCUGUAGAUAUGAUAAAUUUUGGUAAAGAUGAUAAAUCAUGUACCAAAUGUAUUUACAUUAUUUAUGACGAAGCGAUUCCUCAUUAUGACCCAUUAUCCCUAUGUAGUAACGUGAACAAUUUACAACAUGAAAGAACUACUUUCGAUCUUGAUGAUCCCCACGUAUAUAUUCUUUUGCCUGAUUUUAUUGCAAAUCAGAUCGAUUUUAUAGCCAAUCGUCUUAGUAAAGUGAUGACUCGCACAAAUCAUAUGUCUGAUGAAUCUGUUCAUAUAUCACAACCAAUCAUUGCGAAGACUAAUUCAUCUGAUACAAACGAACAAUAUGCGGCAGAUUUGGAAUAUGAUAAUUCUGACAGUGAAAAAUAUAGUUAUGCAAUGGAUUCAUCAUCUCAUGUUGAACAUGAAUCCGAUGAUUUAUCUGAAAUGAUCACGGAACCUUUUAUUGAAAAUAACCCAACGAAGCAAAACAUGAAGACACAUAAAGUAUCAGAAAACACUCGGUCAUGUACAUCUUCUGAUCCUAUUUCUCCAAAUGACCGAAUCUCAACAUUUCAUGGAGAAAAUGAUACAUCAGAUGAUAUUGAUAAAUUGUUAAAAACAGAUAUGUUUGCUCCUUAUGAUCUUAUGUAUAGUUCUAAUAUGACGAAAGAAGAACAACAACAAAUAGAAGAUCUGUCGACUCCUUUAUUAACGAAUGCAAGUAUUGCUGAUGAUGAUGAACAAAUGAGAUUUGAAACUGACCCUAGACAACUAUUUCGUGAUCGCGCAUUAAGUGAUUACAUUCCAAAGAGUGAAACCAAAAGUGAUGGUGCAGACGCAACAAAAAGAAAGUCUUGCUAUUUUUCAAUAUAUUGA